Molecule: messenger RNA, 645 nt
Organism: Pyricularia oryzae 70-15
Lineage: Eukaryota; Fungi; Ascomycota; Sordariomycetes; Magnaporthales; Pyriculariaceae
Exons: 1
Coding region: 1-645 (214 amino acids)
Source: RefSeq, a predicted model, not a curated record
AUGCCUAGCAUCGUCAACACCGUCUACCUUUCUAUCGCGGCUGCCGCCCUGGUCGGCGCCGUUCCCCUCUCGUCCCGCAGCCCCAGUUUGGCUGUGGAGGGAAACGUCGCCGCCGUCGCUACCGUCGCCUCCCGCUCGGUCCCAUUCGACGUGGCCAAUCUCCACGAGCAAGUUAAACGGUUCCUGGGUCUCGGCGUUGUGAAUGAGCUUGGCGACAAGGCCACCACAGCAGUUGAAAAGGAAGCGUCAAAGGUGGGCAACGGCAUCGCAGACGCCGGGAAAAAGACCGUCCAGGGCGUCGCAGAUGCAGGCAAAGCCGUCGGCAAAGGAGCUGUGGCGGCAGGGAAGGGCGUCGCAGAUGCUGGCAAAGCCGUCGGCAAAGGCGUCGCAGAUGCAGGGAAAGCCGUCGGCAAAGGAGCUGCGGCGGCUGGCAACGAGGUCAAAGCUGAGGCUAAGAAUAUUGGCAAAGCUGCUGAAGUCGGGGGUAAGCAACUUGUGGACGGAUCCCCUGCCAUCCAGGCGGGCAAGAAGGGAGCAGAGGCCGUCAAGAAAGGUGCGCUUAAAGGUGUGGCCGCUGCGGCAGGCGCAGUCGCAAAUGGAGCCAACAACGUCGCCGCCAAGGCUGACAAGGGCGCGGGCAAAUAA